GGCACCUCACAGGGGCUGUUCGUCUCAGCGACUCCCAGUUAAUCCCACCCACCGACAGAAGUUUGCAGGCCCCGGCUAAACUUCCAGCUCACUUCUCUGCCGACGACUGCUCCUUUCCACGUAGAGGUCCCAUUUUCCAGAAUGCUGUGGCGUUUUGUAGUAGCGAUUUUAGGCGUUUGCAUCCCAUAUUGCCUUUCGGACGUGCAGCUCAGUAGUAAUGUUAUUCUGGAACCUUAUGAUCUGCUGUUCGACACGGCGGUGGAAGCCUACUACAAGGGGGACUGGAUGACGGUCAUUCUGAACAUGGAGAGAGCGCUUCGGAACAAGGCUGCAAUUCGCAGGGUGAAGGCGCAUUGCCGGAUAACUUGUGCCAACCAGAGCGCUUUCGGGGAGCCUUUAUCCAGCAUGGUUGUGCCAGUACCAGGCGCUGGCUCCGUGGAAGAUCUGGGCUUUUUCCAGAAAAUUAUGAAAAGGGCUGAUUGUGUAAAUACCUGCGAAAGUGAGAAAAUUGGACCACCAACUAUCCAUAAAGUCACUGAAGAUGUGGACCUUGAGUUUAAGAAAAGAACCCCCUACAAUUACCUGCAAGUCGCGUACUUCAAGAUCAACAAGCUGGAUAAGGCUGUGGCUGCGGCAAACACCUUUUUCCUGGCCAACCCAGACCACAUGGAGAUGAAGCAGAACCUGGACUAUUACAGGAUGAUGGCAGGAGUACAGCAGGAGGACUUCAAAGACCUGGAGGCCCGGCCGCACAUGGCCGAGUUCCUUGCAGGGAAGCGGUACUACAGCUCAGACUCGUUCGGUCUGGCCAUCGACCACUUUGAGGCGGCAGUGGAAGAGUACUUCAGCGCGGACCAGGAGUGCCGGGCGCUCUGCGAAGGAGCUUACGACUACGACGGAUACAACUACAUGGAGUACAGUGCCGACUUGUUCCAGUCCAUGACAGACCACUACAUGCAGAUUCUGAACUGUAAGCAGAAAUGUUCUGUGGAGCUAGCCUCCACCGCGGGGAAGGACAAGCCCUUUGAGGAUUUCCUCCCUUCCCACUUCAACUACCUACAGUUCUCUUACUACAACAGUGAGAAGUAUGAGCAGGCCAUAGAGUGGGCUAAAACCUACCUGCUGUUCCAUCCAGAGGAGGAGGUGAUGAAUCAGAACCUGGCUUACUACUCCGCUGUGCUGGGGGAGGACAAGGCUGCAGCCAUAUCCGCUAGACUGGUGGUGAAACAGCAUAUUCAGCAGUCCCUGUUGGAAAAGGAGCUACUGUACUUUGCUUAUGAAGUGUUUGGAAUCACCUUUGUUGAUCCGGAUUCCUGGACCCCUGCAGACGUCAUGCCCCUCAAACUGAGAGAGAAGCAGAAGGCAGAAAGGGAGACUGCGGCGAGGAUCACUGAGGAGAUUGGGAAUCUGAUGAAGGAGAUUGAAACUCUGGUGGAGGAGAAGAACAAGGAGUCGACUGACAUUGCCAAGAUCGUACGAGAAGGUGGUCCUUUGUUGUUUGAUGACAUCAAGAUUACUAUGUCGUCAAAGCAGCUGAAUGGGUCUCAGAGGGUUCUACUGGAUGGAUUUAUCUCGAAUGACGAGUGCAGAGAGCUCACCCGCCUCUCUAAUGCGGCUGCGCUGAAUGGUGAUGGGUAUCAAGGCCACCCCUCCCCCCACUCACCCAGCGAGAGCUUCCAAGGAGUCACUGUCCUCAAGGCUAUUAAGUUGGGACAGGAGGGCACUGUGCCCCUGAAGAGUGCCCGCCUGUUUUUUGACAUGAGUGAGAAGGUGCGUGGGGUCCUGGAGUCGUACUUCCGUCUGGACUCUCCUCUCUACUUCUCCUACUCCCACCUGGUCUGCCGCUCCGCCAUCGACGGUGAGAAAGUGAACUAUGAGAAGCAGGAUGACCGUGACAACCUGAGUCACCCGGUUCAUGCGGACAACUGCCUGCUGGUCUCUGAGCUCAACGAGUGCAUUAAAGAACCACCUGCAUACACAAACAGGGACUAUAGCGCAAUCCUUUAUCUGAAUGAUGACUUUGAAGGAGGAGAUUUCAUUUUCACUGAACUGGAUGCCAAAACGGUCACAGCGGAGGUGCGUCCUCAGUGUGGUCGUGUGGUUGGGUUCGGUGCUGGGAAUGAGAACCCUCAUGGGGUAAGAGCGGUCACUAAGGGCCAGAGGUGUGCUGUGGCCCUGUGGUUCACCCUUGACCCCAAACAUGAGGAGAAGGACCGGAUCCAAGCUCAAGAGAUGCUGAAGAUGUUCUCCUCUCCUACGGACACAGAGUUCACAAAUACAAAGGCAGAAAGCUCACAACCACAGCUUACACCUCUUGACCAGUCUGCGCUUCUUGGUCAAGCUGCAACCCUAGUCCAGGAGCAGGCAUACCAACCAGAUGACAAAGCAGCAGAGAAGAAGCCUGAGGAACCAGCAGAGAAGAAGCCUGAGGAACCAGCAGAGAAGAAGCCUGAGGAACCAGCAGAGAAGAAGCCUGAGGAACCAGCAGAGAAGAAGCCUGAGGAACCAGCAGAGAAGAAGCCUGAGGAACCAGCAGAGAAGAAGCCUGAGGAACCAGCAGAGAAGAACCCUGAGGAACCAGCAGAGAAGAAGCCUGAGGAACCAGCAGAGAAGAAGCCUGAGGAACCAGCAGAGAAGAACCCUGAGGAACCAGCAGAGAAGAACCCUGAGGAACCAGCAGAGAAGAAGCCUGAGGAACCAGCAGAGAAGAACCCUGAGGAACCAGCAGAGAAGAACCCUGAGGAACCAGCAGAGAAGAACCCUGAGGAACCAGCAGAGAAGAAGCCUGAGGAACCAGCAGAGAAGAAGCCUGAGGAACCAGCAGAGAAGAAGCCUGAGGAACCAGCAGAGAAGAAGCCUGAGGAACCAGCUGAAAAAUUUAGUGAAAAGCCAUCUGAUUAUCCAGAGGAUAAAAAGAAUGAGAAGCCGAUAGAGAAGCACGCAGAAAAACUCAUUGCAAAAAAGGGUAACAAAGCCAAGGUGAAAGAGCUGGUCAAAACUAAAGCCAAAGCAGCGACGACUAAAACAGCAGCUAAUGCAGGGGACAAAGCCAACGCUAAGACAGCAGACAAGGAUAAUGCAGGGGACAAAGCCAACGCUAAGACAGCAGACAAGGCUAAAGCAGGGGACAAAGCCAACGCUAAGACAGCAGACAAGGCUAAAGCAAAACCUGCUGCAAAAACAAAUGUCAAACAGGCAGCAGACAAUAAAGAGCAGAAGCCCGCGACAAAAAAGACAGAGAAAAUCCCUGUCAAAAAGGUUUCCAAGGACUCCAAAACUGACCCCAAGUCAUCCUCGGACUCACAGACAGACAAGGACGAGCUGUGAGACCAACAGCACCUGUGACUCUUAUUCUGUGGUGUCUUUUUUUUCUACUGUUUGAAUAUAUUUGUCAAGGUUGUUUCUGUGGAUGUGCUGGAUAAAGAUCUGAGGUUGUUUGCUGUAUUGUUUUGGAUGUUGUUUGUCUGCCCAAUAAUGGUGGUAAGGAACAAGGAUAUGGUGUUGUAAUGUAAGCCAUAUACCGUAAUACCAAGGGACUGCAAACUCACUCUGAUGGCUGAUGUCAACCAACCAAUCAAUCAAAUCAAUCAAUCAAAUUAGAGUUCUAUAGUGCUUUUUCACAAAUACAUUUGUCACAAAGUGAUAAAUUGUAACCACCUUUGAAUAUCUAUCCCAGACUCAUGUGAACAGAUAAUUGUUAUAUUAUAUAUAUAUAUAUAUAAUAUGACUUUUGUUUAUGAUUUUGGAUCCUCAGUCUGCUAUUUUGUACUGUUUUAAAAUAUACUGUUCUUUGCCUCAGGAAUUGGAAGAUGUAAUGUCCUCAAAAAAACAACAAAAAAAACAGGAAAGAACAACAAUGAACAAAUGUGUCUGAAUAGAGACUGAUACCUGAUUCAUGUGGAUACGCUAAAUAAAAGUACAGUUCUAA
Messenger RNA from Oncorhynchus gorbuscha (pink salmon), 3928 nucleotides. RefSeq names its product prolyl 3-hydroxylase 1-like. Bases 142 to 3327 code for a protein of 1061 amino acids. NCBI's taxonomy places the organism in Eukaryota, Metazoa, Chordata, Actinopteri, Salmoniformes, Salmonidae. The record is from RefSeq and is a predicted model, not a curated record. Gene Ontology annotation, biological process: collagen metabolic process. The transcript is spliced from 15 exons. Gene Ontology annotation, cellular component: endoplasmic reticulum. Gene Ontology annotation, molecular function: L-ascorbic acid binding; protein binding; iron ion binding.